UCAGAUUCUGGUCUAUAGUAUCAUUUCAUGUGCAAAUUGUUUUUGACCCAUCCAGAAGCAAGGGAUCGCUUCAACAAUACAAAAGUUCGCAAUUUCAAUUCAUCAUUAAAAUACUCAAGUUCAGUAUAAAAUACUGUCUGUACCAGGUUCUAAAGUAAUGGUAUAAACUUAGCUACUACAAAUAUUGUAUUGAAGAGGAGUUGCAUUCUUCUUUACUCCAGGUUUAUAUGGAGAGAUAACAAGAAUAAUUGAUGAAUAUAAAAAGAAACAGAUGUUCCUGGUACCAUCUGGUACUACCUGAUGCCAAGGUUAAGGUUACUAUGGUAACUCCGAAGACUGGCGGUGGUACUGUAGUAAUACCACUGAGGAUGUAGCCUUUGUCUAGUUAUAGUACAAUGGGACAUCGUGAAGAAAACAAAAUGUUCUUAUUUUACAUAACGUGGUGAAGAAUUUGUAUCAUCUUUUCAUUCUCUAAUAAUUCAGGUAUUGAAUUCAGUUCAUGUUAAAUCCAUAGGCGUUCAAGUACUAUGCAUCCAUGGUAAACCUAUCAAACUAUACUUAGCGGGAGUGAAUAUUUUUACCAUGAGGAAGGAAAUCCAAGUUUCCUGUAUAACCAUUGUGCUGGAAACAGUCUACCAACCACUACCAACACAAUGUUAAGCUUGCAUUAUGCCUAUAUUUCAACCAGAAUAGAUUGAUUUGAAUCAGUUAUCAAAAUGGUGUACUUAAUAAGUAUUUGGCUGUUAGUUGUCAUAGCAACUUUUCAACUAGGCUUGGCUACACAUUUACCGAGGCGUGGGUACGUUACACAUUGCGAGAUUCAGAUACACAAUGCAGAAAAACUUACAGCAGCCUUCGAGAAGCGCACCAAAUUCAUUCAUGUGAAAUUAAACUUUGGCGAGAAAAUCAAUUUACAGGAUAAUACUUCUGACGUAGUGGAUGCGUAUCACUGGGUUUGGGUCGUGGGAAGUAAGGGCAAGUUCCUUCUAAGCCUUCCGUUUGACUUUCCAUCCCUCUCCCUGGGAACAUUAAGCCUCAGGUUGGACACUGUACGGCUGAAUGCAAGUUUACCACCAGACUCGGAUUGUUUCAAAACAUCAUCGGACAGCGACAAACUUGCUUUCAUAGCAAAAGCGUUGCUGGCAACUGCGAAUGAACUGAUAUUGCGUGAGUCAGAAGUGUGCUUAGAGAAACACGAUCGAGAGAGCACAAUGUAUACAUACUAUAAUGUACUACAAGGACAGAUGUUGUACGAGUGUUGGAACCAUCAGGAUGAUUAUCCCACAACUAAAUCACGUUCUGUGCGCCCUUGGAUGAAAACUAUUCUGUUACUAGCUUUUAUAGUCUCAUUAUAUUUCCCACUUCUGCUGAAAUUUUUUAUGCGUUCUCAUCCCGAGAGUAAAAUCUAUCAAGGGAGAUCGGUAGAGUACUUGAGCUUCCUGACUGACAUACCAACUGGACCCAAGUACUGGCUGUUUUUCAAAGGUAAUUCAAAUAACUACAUAUACAUUGCACGUUGUUUAAUUUAUCUCUUCCUGUUCAUCCUCCUCCAGUUUCUACCGUACAUAAUAGCGUUCGUCACAGACAAAGAGGACUUCUACUUGCGGUGGGAAGCUGUUGUGCAAAAUGGUAAUUCAGCAGUGGUUCACUGCAUUGUGUGGUACGUGCUAUCCAACAGCAUCUUCACCUUAUUUGUGGUUGGCAUGAUAAUCACACUGAAUUGGAAAAGUGAUUGGUUUGAGAGAAUCUUCAUAGAAGAUAGUUAUGAUCGUACACGCAUAUCCUUGGAUUUAUUUGAUCUUCCGGAUGCUUUAAAAAUCCCAAAUGAUCCAUAUUCUGGAUUAAAGCGAUUUUUUUAUGUUCUUCAAGCACGGGCGGAAAUGCUUGUUAGAGUGGAACUCUGGGAGUCGGGAUACUAUGGGAUUAAAAUAUUCUACAAGUUCUUUAAAAUUAAGCUAGGUAAAGGCUGGUCGGUUUUCAUCAUUGUAACAUGUUUUCUACCGUACUGUGUGGUAUUUUUACUAAUCGUCUCACUGAAUUGCAUUCCAUUCCUCUACUGCUUCAUGCGAAUGUUUCAAGUCUGGCUCACCAGUACGCAAAUUUCAAAAUCUCUUCAACUAAUGUUGCUAUGGAUACUUUUUAUCUUCGUUGAAGUCAUCCUACUAGGGAAGUGCAUCACUAUUAUGUUGUACCUGAUAGAAAUCAUAGGCUAUACGUUCACAGGUAUGAUCAUAAAUGCCGGUGCUCUCAGUAAAUUCUACGUUUUCAUAAUAGGAAUCGUUGCUUACAUCUUAAGUGUCUUGAACAGUUACACAGCUGAGUAUUCAAAUCUUUUAUUCACAAUAAUAGAAAUUGCGAAGAAGGUUUUAGACAAGAACUUGACUGAAGUUGAAACAAAUAAAAAUGAAGAUCGGGUAAAUAGAAAUUUCAUUCGGAUGGAUUCGCAAGUGAUUUGCACAAACCAAUCAUAUCCACUGUUCAAUAGGAGUAUGAUGUUAAAUCCUCCACCAGCUGUCAUGCUCAACUCGCGGAAUUUUGUGUCUGUGCAGCAGGAAGUCUUUGAGUACAUUGCUCAGAAGUACAAACCAUUUUCAGUCGAAAUAACAUUAAGAAUCUUAAGAGUAGUACUAUACUUAAUAACGCUAGUGCUUGGCUUUUCUUUACUGUGCGUGGUCAAUAGCUUUGAGCACCUCACAGUUGUUCAGAAUCUGUUUGCAUCUGCUGGAAUUGUCUGCACUUUUCCCAUUCUCUGUUUAAUGUUACAAUCUAAACAAUCGUGUCUCAAUCAGGAAGCCAUCAUGCGGCACAUGAUACUACGAGACAUUGAAUCAUUUAUGAAGGAUGAUGCUAAUUAAACAUACAUCAUGUUAUAAACAUUAAGCAUUUAAAAUGUGUUAUACGGUACUCACUGGCUAUGACACAGUAGAUAAGUAAAUCAAGCCGUAUUGACGUUCCAUCUGCAUUAUGAAGAGGUACAGUAGGCUGACAUGCAAUGCUCAACAAGGAGCUGGCAAAGACAAAAAAUAAAUAAAUAAAUAAAAAAUUGUCACAUUUCAAAACACAAGGUAAAGGGUUGGUUCUCAAUGAAACAAUUUCUUUACAAUGUGGUGAGCCCUAAUUACCUAUGUGAGCCCCAGUAAUUUUUGCAAGGGUCGCAGACUCAAUAUAUUGUAAAUAAACAAGUACUGUAUAUAAAUUUUGUUAUGUUGAUUUACAGUAUUGAAUGUCUAUGUCCUAUACUGCCUUACUGAAUUAUGUUUACUUAGGUAUCCACAUGGGAUUCGGUCAUCAGGAAAUGUGUGGUGUUGUAUUUUUUUUUUUCACUUUUGUGCAGUAAUAAGUAAUGACUAAUCAUGCACAUCCAUCGGAUUUACCCUUUCAGCCAUCUUUAACUGCCAGACGACUAUCUCUUUGCCCCCGAGGGGGCAUAGACAAAAAAAAAACCACAUUUAAUCCCAGAAAAGGCAUUUCUGUAGAAAUGACUUCAGACAUUGUUUGAAAAAAAUAUAAAACAAUUGAAUUGGUAGCAGGUAGUGUCACCCUAUUCAAUUAUGUUUACAGGUACAGUAACAGUACUCUGCUGCAAGUACUGUAGUUCUUAUCUUAGACAAAACUUUUGUUUUUAUAAUUAAAAAAAAAAUAAGGCGUUGGCCCGGGCCGGCCGGCAUGGCCGCUUGAAUCCGCCACUGAAUAGUGCUAUACAAAUGCUACAACAUACGUGUAUAUUAUAUGGAAAAAAAAAACAAUUAAAAGCUGGAUGUAUAUGUA
This is a messenger RNA of Anneissia japonica, 3768 nucleotides long. RefSeq lists its product as uncharacterized. Bases 717 to 2855 code for a protein of 712 amino acids. The record is from RefSeq and is a predicted model, not a curated record. The transcript is spliced from 2 exons. NCBI's taxonomy places the organism in Eukaryota, Metazoa, Echinodermata, Crinoidea, Comatulida, Comatulidae.